Aspergillus aculeatus ATCC 16872 is the source of this 3162-nucleotide messenger RNA. RefSeq names its product putative SNF2 family helicase. The transcript has 7 exons. The record is from RefSeq and is a predicted model, not a curated record. Bases 1 to 3162 code for a protein of 1053 amino acids. Lineage: Eukaryota; Fungi; Ascomycota; Eurotiomycetes; Eurotiales; Aspergillaceae. Gene Ontology annotation, molecular function: ATP-dependent chromatin remodeler activity; ATP binding.
AUGAAUGCAGAGCUUGGUGAAGCGGGCAAGGAUCCUUCGGCAGAUGUCACGGGAAAUGACGAAAAUCCCCGACAAUCGUUGGAUGAUGUGCCUGUCGCUUCUUCAGCGUCAACUGGAGCGGAAGAUGCUGACCCUCGAGCAGCGAAUCUGGCUCAUGAGGGUGAGGAGGCCGAGUGGCCUGAUGAUGAGCUUGAUGCUAUAGCCCAACAAGAUAAUUCGAACGCAGAAUUCAAAGCUGCAGAACGCCACUUUCAGAGCAUUGAGAAUCCUUCUUUGGCAGAUCAAAUUCUCUUCGAAGCUGCUGAAAUGGAAGAAGAAGCGCGCGAAAGAAGAGUCGCCGCGAGAGAAGCUUUUCAGGCAGAGAACCAAUCGACAAUCUCUAAUGAAAAGGAUUCAGGAGCAGUGCUCGAUGAGCAAGUGCCUGCUGAAGUCAUGGCGCAGCCGUCGGAGAGUACCGGGCAACGUUCACGAGUACCACGAAACAGAAAGAAUAGACUUUCAGCUGAGGAGAAGCGCAAGAGCAAGAAGUAUGGUCUCAAUUCCGUUUUAAAGCAAAUGGGUCAGAAAACUGCAAGAAAGUCUAGAAAACGGAAAAGUGAAGACACUACCCCUGAUCCCGAGCCAGUCGAUGCUCCCAAACGCAAAAAGGCAAAAGGGUUUACUACUCAGGCAUCUAAGGAGUUUCUCAGAACUCUCAUCACCCCCAACGUUAUCGAAGAUGCGCACGCUAGCGCUUCUGCACAGGCCAUGCCUGAGUUUGGAGAGAGGGACAAAGAGAAGGCAUUCAGACGGAUGAUUGCCAGUAUUCCUGCGGCGGAUCUUGCCGAAGCGAAGUCAGAUCAUAAGCAAAUAAUAAACGCAAGCCGCAAAUUCUCGAAAGGUGUGAGAAAGGAUGGGACGGGAGGUUAUCGCAUCCCAGGCAUGAGAACAAGCCUGUACCACUACCAAUUGCUGGGAGCAGCAUUCAUGCGCGAUCGGGAGAACUCAUCUUAUCCACCCUACGGCGGAUUUCUGAGCGACUUCAUGGGUUUGGGUAAGACCAUUCAAGCACUAGCAAACAUCGUCGAUGGGCGGCCCUCAGACCCAGAAGAUCCCAUCAAAACCACACUGAUUGUUGUUCCAUCACAUUUGGUAUCUCAUUGGAAGAAUCAAAUUAUCAGACAUUGCGAUGGUAUUAAACUCAAGGAGAUCGUCACUUACUGUGCUGGACAUAGAUUGGAUACAUUGGACAUCGUUGGAAGCCUCCAGGAAUACAGUAUCAUCAUCACCACGUAUGACGAGGUGAGAAGGUCAUACCCUCAAAGCUGCAAGCCACCAGCGGCGACCGGGACUGAGGAUGAAGUAAUUGCAUGGUGGGAUAAACAUUACGAAGAGCAUCUCGGCCCCCUGCAUAAGAUAAAGUAUCACCGGAUCAUUCUUGAUGAGGGGCACCUCAUCAGAAACCAUGGUUCAGCUGUAUCGAUGGCUGUCUGUGCUUUGACUGGCACUAACAAGUGGAUCCUGAGUGGCACGCCUAUACACAACUAUAUCGAUGAACUAUUCCCUCAGUUUGACUUCCUGGGGGUCCCCGGCACUAAAACCCAUGAAACCCGGCUUUUCUCAUUUCCUUUGGUCAAACUACCGGAUGUUCGUGAUGAAGUCAUCAAAGCCGAGUUCUGUGAUGCUGAACGUGAGCUUUACAAUGCCAUUGAAGACCUUUUCAUCCAGAACAUCAAUCAACUUGCGAAAGACAAGCACCCGAAGCUGGCUCAAUACCGAUGUUUCCUGACAAUGAUACUGAUACUCCGCAUGUUCUGCAGUCACCUUCUAACAGCUCAUGAUAUCAUCAAGAAACUACUCUCAGAAAGACUUCUUAUGGCGAAACUCUCUAGGAUGGCUAAUGGGCGAGGCGAACAGGACCCCACGUUCAUAAUAGUACAACGACUGAUCGCGAUCCGCAGCAACCCAACAGUCAUCUGCGAUAAACGCGAAGAGCAUCUGGUUCAUUCUCCAAAUCUUCAAGGAGAUAGGGAGAAGCUAGUAAGGGACUAUUAUGACUUGAUGCUCAAACUCCAUGAAAGUGAGCAGUGGGACGAACGUCUUAAGAGGAACAGUUGUCCGCACUGCAAGUACGUUCCCGUCUAUCCCGUCAUCACAUCAUGCCAUCAUCUCUACUGCGAGGAAUGCUAUAGUUUUCUCUCUGUCAAUGUGAGUACAGAUGAGGGCAAGCCCAUUUGCCGUGUCUGCCAAGAACCUAUUCAGGAAGCAGCCUAUUGUGACGCGGUCGAAGACAUCGAGCUUACACGGACACAUCCCACGCAGAACCCGCAACAAGAAACAGCGGCUCAAAGCAAGAAGAACAAAUCCAAGGCGGGCGUGUGGCGAAAGCCCCAGGGCUCAUUUCGGCGACCGGCUUACCUGAACUCGGAUGAGGAGCCACCUACCGAGCCAGAUGCAGACGAGCAAACAGACUGGAUAGAAGCAUGCGCGAGUCAGAUGCCAUCGGCCAAAAUGACCAAGAUCCAAGACUUGGUGGCGAAAUGGCUGGCUGAGUCGCCAAGGAACAAGAUCGUUAUCUUCACUCAGUUUCUCGACUUCAUCCGCAUUUUGGGUAAGAUGUGCCAGAGGGAGAAGUGGCCGGUAACUUCGUUAACUGGAAAAAUGAACCUGGCCAAACGAGAAGCAAGCAUGAAGCAGUUCAGCGACGUGAACGGCAACACGAAUAUCAUGCUGGCGAGUCUGAAGGCUGGUGGCAUAGGACUGGAUUUGACCGCGGCGAACAAGUGCAUUCUGGUCGAUUUGUGGUGGAACGAUGCCGUACAGGAUCAGGCAAACAGGUUGUUAACUCGAUCCCAGGCUUUCUGCCGGCUGUGGCGCAUUGGCCAAACUCAGGAGGUGGAGUACAAGAAGAUCAUCGUCAGUGAAACCAUCGAUGACUAUCUUCUCCGGCUUCAAUCAGAGAAACUGGCAUCGAUCGAGGAGACCAUCGGCGACGAAAAGCUCAAGGGCCGCGACACAAUGGCAGAACUGCUCAACAUGUUUGCAGAUGUCCAGGUAGAGAACGGCGCCUUCAGAUUAACUCGCAAACCCAAGAAGUCGAAUGCGUCCUCGAAGCCAGACGGCAAGGUAAAUGAGAAGCAGAACGAUCCCCCGGAGUCGGAGCCAGUCCCUGCCGAUUCUUGA